AUGCCGAUCUAUUCCUCAAUCGGGAUCACUGCCUCUGUUGGGCGAAGUGGCCAGAACCGCGCGCAGGACGUUGUCGCUGUCCAGCAACGGCUCAACGACCUCAUGCACUCACCGCGCAUUCCGCUCGUGGUCGACGGGCAGUCCGGUCCGAAGACCCGAGGGAUGAUCAAGGACUUUCAGAAAUCCGUGCUCGGCUUUCGCUGGCCCGAUGCCCGUGUCGACCCUGCGGCAAAAACGAUCAUCGCGCUGAACGAUCCAUCUUCGGAAGGUAUAUGGGCGCAGAUGUCCAUCCCCGAGUUUCCGCCCGAUCCAGGCCCCCAGCCCGAGGAAGACGACGAAAAGGGCAAGGGCGGAGCCAUCACCAAGCAAGACGUCAUUGACAGCACGAUCGACAAGAUCAAGGCAACACAGAGUAUUACUUCCCAGGAAGAAACCUACUACCGGCAGAUCCUGGAAGACAUCUGGAAAGCCAACAAGGGCGCCUAUACGGAUGGUGGCGCCGGCCUGACGGUCGAACAGCGCGAGAAGCUGAUCACAAUCGGACUGAAUGGCUUCAAGAUCGUGAAAAUGUCGCUCACAUUCGCGGCUGCCGGCUCUGCGGCCGCCACCGUAUUCGGUUACAUGAGUAUGCUGGCACCUUUCCUGAUGGUCUAUGGAUUCUAUCGUGCACUUGGCCACGCCAUGGAUUCCGGCGCACGGGUCUACGGCGGUAUCAGCAUGGCCUACUACACGACCUAUUGGGUCUUCGGCGGCAUGAAGCCGGUGAGCUGUCCGACAUUCGUCAAGCGCAACGAAGAAGCUCCCGAACAAUGGCGGACGGACCCCGACAAGCUGGAAACCCACUGGCGCAAGGGGCAGAAGGAUGCCAGGCGCGGCCUGGAGGAAUAUUGCAAGAGCGUCGCCGCCAAGACCGGUACAACACAGGCAGAAGCGGAGGCUGUCUUCAAGGCUGCGCUACGCAUCGGCAAACCAUCCAUGCUUGCCCGCGCCCUACUAACGGAUAUCUCCAAGAAGGCGCGUGCCGAGGGCGACCACAACGUUGCCAAUGUACUGAAGCUGUUUGCCGACGAACUGAUCUAUCCGAAGUGA
Effrenium voratum is the source of this 1089-nucleotide messenger RNA. The record is from the annotation of a GenBank genome assembly. NCBI's taxonomy places the organism in Eukaryota, Dinophyceae, Suessiales, Symbiodiniaceae.